Messenger RNA from Hippocampus comes (tiger tail seahorse), 719 nucleotides. RefSeq names its product signal sequence receptor, delta (gene ssr4). The coding region runs from base 108 to 614 and encodes 168 amino acids. The transcript is spliced from 6 exons. Gene Ontology annotation, cellular component: endomembrane system; membrane; endoplasmic reticulum. The record is from RefSeq and is a predicted model, not a curated record. NCBI's taxonomy places the organism in Eukaryota, Metazoa, Chordata, Actinopteri, Syngnathiformes, Syngnathidae.
UUUCCUUUUCUUUUUCCCCGGGCCGCAGUCACUGAACAGCAGCCCUUCCGUAGAACUCUUCUAGAGCAACCCUUAACCUCUCAACGCGUAAAGCCCCCAAAGCUACAAUGAUCCGGAUAGCUGCCGCAUUCCUCAUUCUGCUGGUGGUUGCAUGCUCGGGAGAGAGCUGCACGGAGCCGGCCAUUACCCCAUCAGCCUACACCACCUCGGACGCUGUCAUCUCCGCAGAGUCUGUGUUCAUCGUGGAGCUUAGCUUGGUUUGUGCCAAUGGAGCUCAGAGCGUUACUCUGUAUGCUGAUGUGAAUGGAAGACAGUUUCCUGUGACCAGAGGCCAGGAUGUAGGCAAGUAUCAGGUGUCCUGGAGUCUUCCUCACAAGCAGGCCAGUUCAGGAACUUACCAAGUCAAGUUCUUUGAUGAGGAGUCCUACAGUGCACUGCGCAAGGCGCAGAGAAACAAUGAAGACGUAAACGCCAUCCAGCCUCUAUUCUCGGUCAAAGUGGACCACAGGGGUGUGUGGAGCGGUCCGUGGGUUUCCACCGAGGUGGUGGCAGCCCUCUUGGGAAUCCUACUCUACUACGUGGCCUUCAGCGCCAAGAACACCAUCCAAGCGUAAACACCCAAACUUGGAUCUUUAGAGACUGAAUACAGGCGCAAAUAUCUGCUUUGGAUUCAGAGACGGUCAGCAGUCUGGAGGAUUUUUUUUUGUUUCUUUAUUUUU